This is a messenger RNA of Brienomyrus brachyistius, 2504 nucleotides long. RefSeq lists its product as uncharacterized. Gene Ontology annotation, biological process: proteolysis. The transcript is spliced from 14 exons. The record is from RefSeq and is a predicted model, not a curated record. Lineage: Eukaryota; Metazoa; Chordata; Actinopteri; Osteoglossiformes; Mormyridae. Gene Ontology annotation, molecular function: cysteine-type peptidase activity. Bases 916 to 2070 code for a protein of 384 amino acids.
AAAUAACCAAUCAAAUCAUAGAGGAGGCGGGUCUAAAGAAACGGAAGAGGCGGGACCAAGAAACUGAAUGUUAGGUGUGAGUUUGAAAAAAAUGUGUCGGCAGCAGUAUCGGUGAAGCAAUCCGGCGCAAAAAAGAAGACUUUCGGAAGAUUUUUCGCUGCAUUUAUUCCAAAGAUAAGAUUGUUUAACAUUUAUUUGGUUAACAGAAUUUAUUUUGAUAAACUAGUUUGAGGCAAUGAGCAUGUUGUUAUUCUUUCGCUAAGAGCUGGUUAGCAUUAGCUUAAGUUAACGAUGUAAAUGCUGAUAAAAUGAUGAUUGCAUGUGAUGGAUUACUUAUAUUUGCGUAUUUUAUAACCACUUAUGCUGGCGCACGUUACAUUUGAAACUCAGAGUAAGCUGUCUAAAAGGAGAUUUUUUUUUCCAUUUUGCCAGCAGCCAUGACUUGAGGUCAGGUUUGAUAUUUUAACUGGCUAUUUUUCUACAUUAAUGUGAUUUCUUGUUAGUGGUGUAGGGUUCUGAAGGUCCCAGGGAAGGAAGACUGUGUUGCAAGCAAUAUUUAGUAUUAGUAAUGUAGGGUAAUGCUGCUGCCCUUGGGGCAGGAAAGCUCUGCUGUCAGCAUUAUUAUUGCUAGUGGUUAGGAUUAGUAAUGCAGUAAUGCUGCUGCCCUUGGGGCAGGAAAGCUCUGCUGUCAGCAUUAUUAUUGCUAGUGGUUAGGAUUAGUAAUGCAGUAAUGCUGCUGCCCUUGGGGCAGGAAAGCUCUACUGUCAGCAUUUUUAUUGCUUGUCCUUGGCAUUAGAAAUGCAGUUUGUCAUUUAAUUAAAAUAAGUUUGUAAUUACUUUUAAGGGAUGUCAUUCUUUAUGUUAUUUGUAUAACAUGUAUAUUUUAGUUACACAAACACAGUGAUUUAACAUGGAAUGUUUGUACUUUGCCAAUUUCUCCCUCUUUCUCUUCAAGCAAUAUUUCUACAGAGAAACAUGAGUGUCUUACAGUCUAUGCGGUCCAGAGGAUUGCAAAGAAGACAUGCCAAAAUUGGAUGCGUAGGACCCUACCCACUUCACAUGGAAAGUUUUCAAUCCCUUGUAGAGAGCAACAAAGUGUCUGAUGAGACCAUAGAUGCCUUGUUCCAUCUGUUCAGCAUGAAGAGCAUCUUUGAACAUAAAAGGGAGGUUGUUGGUCCCUAUUUGGAGCAUGGGAAUCAUUGGACAUUUUUUCAUAGUAAUAUUGUGGACCGGAGUAUAACGUACCUAAACUCACUAGGGGAACAGGAUGAGCAGUACUCUAAAAUAGAAAAGAAUUGGAGUGCCUAUGCUGCAUCAAAAGGCUACCUGGGGCCAUGGAAAAGGAUGAAGCGGGAACAUACCCUUCAGACUGAUGGUAUUUCAUGUGGCAUUUUCACAGCUGUGUUUGCUGAGAUCUUUCUAGAAGGCAAGGAGGAGUAUCUUGCUUGCCCAUCUGUAGAGCAAGAGAGGGAACGACUAGGGUUACUUCUUUUCAAUUCACUUGAUAAGUCGGGUAUUUGUGGUAUCUGUCACCAGAGUGUGUCUGUGAAGAACAAGGGAAGAUGCUCUUCUUGUUUUGCAAAUAUUCAUACAAAAUGUCUACCUGGGAGUCAAGAGGACAGCAGGAGUCUUUGCAAAGAAGACAAGUCAGGAGAAAGUCACCAAAACAGAGGAGUUGAGACAGAAGACAGGUCAGGGAAAGUCACCAAAACAGAGGAGUUGAGACAGAAGACAGGUCAGGAGAAAGCAACCAAUACAGAGAAGUCGAGGCAGAAGACAGCUCAGGAGAAAGUCACCAAAACAGAGGAGUUAAGACGGAAGACAGGUCAGGAGAAAGUCACCAAAAUAAAGAUAAUGCAGGACAAAGCCAAGAAGAUCAAAGAGGUAAAAGUGGGGAUUUCUGGUGGAAAGUGCUCUAAAAGUUUCAGACUUUCACCAAGCAAAGAGAUAUCAGGUCACUUCAGAAGAACUACGGAGGAGAUGCUCUCCACCAGAGAGCUACUCUGUGAACACUGUGGUGGCUUAUCUGCGGAAGGCCAAAGGACAAAAAAAAAAUUGAAGAGAAGUUGACAGAGAUGGAGGUGAAGCCAUCAAAGCGCACAAAGUUGACUUCACAGUGCUACAAACUUUGUGAAGAUGAAUGCAGUGAUCUGGCUGGGGAUAUAAUGUACCUGGCAGCAAAAUUCAUCCCAAAGGAAAAAGUGGGUCAAGCCUUGUUGGAGGAUGGGAAUGUCCAUGCGGCCAUGGCCAAAACAGAAGACUGCAGGAAGACACUGGAAGCUGUGAAUACUUUAGAAAGUAACUGGGAAACAUUUGACCUGGCUACACAUGGUCUUGGGCCUGCAGUUAUGAAAGGCACUUUUGCUUUAAUUGAUUCUUGUCUUAAAGAGAAAUCAAGACUCCAAAAAUGAGUAAUUUUUUUUCUUGCCAUUUUAUGUUCAUUGUGUUCAGCUGAAUUAAAAAAGUAAUAUGUGCAAUACAAAUAAAAAAAGUAUUUCAAGGUU